AUGGAGUCAAUGGACUGGGAGGCAAGUUCUAGCAGUAGCAGUUCUCUGUACACUCCAUCCACAUCGUCAUCCCUUCCUCUUCCUGGAGGCGAAUACGAUGUCUUCUUGAGUUUCAGAGGCCCAGACACUCGUCUCACCUUCACCGAUUUCCUCUACACCUAUCUCGAAGACGUCGGAGUUCGAACCUUUCGGGACGAUAACGACCUUCGCAAAGGGGAAGAGAUCGGCCCUGAACUCCUCAAAGCCAUCACUGAGUCAAAGAUCUCCAUCCCAAUUUUCUCCACAAACUAUGCUUCCAGUAAAUGGUGCCUUCGCGAGCUCGCCAAAAUGGUGGAGUGCAGGAGAACUCUAGGGCAAUUGAUUUUACCCAUUUUCUACGAUGUCACGCCCUCGGAUGUGAAGGAUCAAUCUGGUUUUUACGAGAAGGCCUUUCGCGAGCACGAGAGGUGUUUGGAUGACAGGACUGUUGGGGAAUGGAAGGAGGCACUGAGAGAGGUUGGAGCACUCAAGGGUUGGGAAGUCAAGAAAGAAGCUGAUGGGUAUCAAGGAAAACUAAUAAAGACGAUUGUUCCAAUAGUUUUGAAAGAGUUAGAGAAGAAUCACAAGGUUGUAACUGAAAAAUUGGUUGGAAUCGAUCAUCAUGUAGAAGAAGUUAUGAGAUCAUUGAACAUUGUAUCCAAUGAUGUACGGAUUGUUGGUAUCCACGGCUUGGGUGGUAUUGGCAAGACAACUAUUGCCAAGUACAUCUACAAAAAGCUCAUUGAGUUCUUUCAAUGUGGUAGCUUCCUUUCAGAUGUUCGAGAAACAGUGCAACAUCGCAAAGCACAGAUUUUCCAGGAAAAAGUUCUCAUUGUUCUUGAUGAUGUGGAUGAGAGCUCUCAAUUUGAUAGGCUUGUUGGAAAGCGUGAUUGGUUUGGUUCAGGAAGUAGGAUCAUUGUUACAACCAGAAACAAACAUGUUUUAAAUGUGCUUAACGUGGAUGGGAGUUAUGAACCCCCAGAAAUGAAUGUUGAGCAGUCUCUUCAGCUUUUCAGCAUACAUGCCUUCAGAAGGGAGCUUCCACCAAAGGAGUUCAAUAGUCUCUCUAGAGAGAUUGCAUCCACUGCUGCAGGGCUUCCUCUAGCUCUUGAAAUUAUAGGUUCAUUUUUAUGUGACAAGGAGAAAGUGGCAUGGGAAGAUACAUUGAAGAAGUUGAGGAAAAUACCAGAUGAUGAAGUUCAGAAGAAGUUGAGAAUAAGUUAUGAAGCAUUGAAUUAUGAGCAAAAACAGAUAUUUCUUGAUAUUGCAUGUCUUUUUAUAGGGACGGAUAAAGCAACUGUAUUUCACAUGUGGGAUGACUGUGGCUAUUAUCCACAGAAGGAAAUUAAUGUCCUUUGUCUAAUGUCUCUAGUAAAAAUGGAAGAUAAUGUAUUAAGGAUGCAUGAUCAGCUUAGAGAUCUUGGUAGGGAAAUUGUCCGUCAAGAAAAUUUCAAGAAUCCGGAGGAGCAUAGUAGAUUGUGGAAUCAUGAGGAGGCCUUGGAAAUAUUGGAGGAACGGAGGGGAACUGAAAAGGUUGAAGCCCUGAGUCUUUGCUUUGAAUUAGGAUCUCAGAAUAUGCCCUGCUUUACAAAUGAGGAUUUUGCGAGACUAGUGAAUCUCAGGUAUCUCCAAGUGGAUUGCAUAGACCUUGUUGGGGAUUUUAAGCUUCUUCUGUCCAGGUUAAGAUGGCUCCGUUGGCAUAGUUGCCCCCUGCAAUUUAAACCCACCAACUUUCAUAUAAAGAAUCUAGUCAUUCUUGAUCUAUCAGAUAGUGACAUCACAGAAGACUGGGAGUGUUGGAACCAAAUCAAGGUGGCAAAGAAGUUGAAAGUUCUAGAACUUGCUAAUUGUGGUUUAAGAAGAACUCCUGACUUUUCAGCAUAUGCAACUUUAGAGAUAUUGGUUCUUCGAGGCUGUAAAAGCUUGAUUGAAAUUGAUUCAUCCAUUGGUAAUCUGAAGAAUUUAAAAGUGCUUGACAUUUCAGCUGCUCAUCAAGUAAGGAAGUUACCUGAUGAAAUUUGGAUGUUGGAGAAGCUGGAAGUGAUAGAUGCCUCAAAAUGUCUUUACUUGAAGGGUGAUAUUCCUAGUAACAUUGGGAGACUUUCAUCUUUGAGAUUUUUGAACUUCUAUGGUACUGAAAUUCAAAGCCUACCAACGAGCAUUUGGAGGCUUUCUUGCCUCCAAACACUUAACUUGGGAGAUUGCAAAAGGUUUCGAUUUCUUCCAGAGCUUCCCUCAAGUUUAAAUAGCCUGAAUGUCACUAAUACAUUCCCUAAUCUCCCAAAUUUGGUUAAUUUACAGCAAUUGCAAUGCUCCGACUACCAAAAGCUUGUGGAGAUACCUAGAGAUAUUGGGAAAUUAUCCAAAUUGGAGACAUUGGUCUUGCGGUCUAUCAACAUUAGGUCACUACCAGGAGAGAUUGCUGCCCUUCGACAGCUCAAGCUACUUGAUGUUUAUCUAUGUGAAAAUCUUCAAAGUAUCUUGGGGUUUCCCUCAAGUCUGGUUGAGCUAUCUCUUAGUGGUUGUAAUUCAUUGGAAAUAUUGCCAGAUCUGUCAAAUGUGAAGAAUUUGUUGGAAUUAAGCCUUGAGGGGUGUGAAAAGCUGACAGAGGUUCAAGGGCUUGGAAAAUUAGAAUUAUUGACAAGUUUGGACAUAUCUGAGUGUGAUAAGCUAGCCAGCCUUGAUGUGCUUGAACAGUUAACAUCCUUAACAUCCUUGGAGAUGCGUUGUUGCAAAUAUCUUGAAAAGACACCAGAUCUGUCAAAGUUAAAAAGGUUAAAAAGAUUAGAUGCUUAUGAUUGCCCAAAACUCAUUGAGAUUCAAGGACUUGACAAAUUGGAAUCACUGGAAGAUUUGACUAUGAGUGAUUGCAUAUCCAUUGCAAGAUUACCCAAUCUGUCAAACUUAAAAAAGUUGGCGCGCUUGGAACUUGAUAAUUGCAAGAAAUUACGUAAGAUUAAGGGCCUUGAGGCUUUGGAAUCUCUGAAGGUACUGGAUGUGUCAGGUUGCAUAUCACUGAAAAGCAUACCGCAUUUGCCAAACACAAUGGUUUGGCGAUUCAAGAAUCCGUUCUAUUGAAGAAUUAAAACCAUAACAUUGCUGGACAUUUUUGGUGCAAGUGAAUUUAGAGACUAUUAGAUUUGUCGGACACAGGUUUCAGCUGAAGGAGAGAGCCGGGGGGG
Molecule: messenger RNA, 3200 nt
Organism: Cornus florida
Lineage: Eukaryota; Viridiplantae; Streptophyta; Magnoliopsida; Cornales; Cornaceae
Product: disease resistance protein RPV1-like
Exons: 6
Coding region: 1-3096 (1031 amino acids)
Biological process (GO): defense response; signal transduction
Molecular function (GO): ADP binding
Source: RefSeq, a predicted model, not a curated record